UUUGAGUUGAAUAAGAAGAAUGGCAGGAGGAGGAGCUGCACCACAACCCAAGCUGGAUGAGCAUCAGCCUCAUCCAGUCAAAGAUCAAUUACCCAAUGUUUCUUACUGCAUUACAAGUCCUCCUCCCUGGCCGGAGGCAAUUCUUCUUGGUUUCCAACAUUACCUGGUGAUGCUUGGCACAACUGUCCUAAUUCCCAGCUCUCUUGUUCCCCAGAUGGGAGGAGGAAAUGAAGAGAAGGCAAAAGUGAUUCAAACUCUACUGUUUGUGGCUGGCAUAAACACAUUUUUCCAAACGUUCUUUGGGACUCGGUUACCUGCGGUUAUUGGGGGAUCCUACACCUUUGUGCCAACAACCAUUUCAAUCAUUCUGGCUGGUCGCUACAGUGACAUUGUGAAUCCUCAGGAGAAAUUUGAAAGGAUAAUGCGUGGAACACAGGGUGCCCUCAUUGUUGCUUCAACCCUCCAAAUUGUUUUUGGUUUCAGUGGCCUGUGGCGCAAUGUAGUGAGGUUCUUAAGUCCUCUCUCUGCUGUUCCCUUGGUUGCUCUGUCAGGCUUUGGGCUGUAUGAACUGGGGUUUCCUGUGCUUGCAAAAUGUGUGGAGAUUGGGCUGCCAGAAAUCAUCAUCCUAAUAGUAUUUUCACAGUACAUUCCCCAUAUGAUGAAAGGAGAAAAGCCUAUUUUUGAUCGCUUUGCAGUUAUAUUCUCAGUGGCUAUUGUGUGGAUUUAUGCUCAUCUUCUUACUGUUGGUGGAGCUUAUCGAAAUUCGGCUCCUAAAACCCAAAUUACUUGCAGAACUGAUCGUGCUGGAAUUAUAGGCGGUGCUCCUUGGAUAAGAAUCCCAUAUCCUUUUCAAUGGGGUGCUCCUACAUUUGAUGCUGGAGAAGCUUUUGCUAUGAUGGCUGCUUCAUUUGUUGGUCUAGUAGAGUCAACUGGAGCUUUCAUUGCUGUGUCAAGGUACGCAAGUGCAACGCCAAUUCCACCUUCAGUUCUUAGCCGUGGUGUCGGUUGGCAGGGAGUGGGAAUUCUGCUGUCUGGGAUCUUUGGGACAGGGAAUGGAUCAUCAGUUUCUGUAGAGAAUGCAGGGCUCUUAGCUUUGACACGUGUUGGUAGCCGAAGGGUUGUUCAAAUAUCAGCCGGAUUCAUGAUCUUUUUCUCAAUUCUUGGAAAAUUUGGUGCCGUUUUUGCUUCAAUUCCAGCUCCAAUAGUUGCUGCUUUAUACUGCCUUUUCUUUGCCUACGUAGGCUCAGCAGGUCUCGGUUUUCUUCAAUUUUGCAAUUUAAACAGCUUUAGAACUAAAUUCAUCUUGGGCUUCUCUAUUUUCAUGGGCUUCUCUAUACCCCAAUACUUCAACGAGUACACAGCGUUUAAAGGCUAUGGUCCUGUGCACACCCGCGCAAGAUGGUUCAACGACAUGAUCAAUGUGCCAUUGGCAUCUGAACCAUUUGUUGCGGGUUUAUUGGCACUGUUUUUGGACGUUUCAUUGCGCAAGAAAGACAACCAAAGCCGUAAAGACAGAGGCAUGCACUGGUGGGACAGAUUCCGAUCAUUCAAGACAGAUACGAGGAGUGAGGAAUUUUACUCUCUACCUUUUAAUCUAAACAAGUUUUUCCCUUCUGUGUGA
Molecule: messenger RNA, 1621 nt
Organism: Abrus precatorius (Indian licorice)
Lineage: Eukaryota; Viridiplantae; Streptophyta; Magnoliopsida; Fabales; Fabaceae
Product: nucleobase-ascorbate transporter 6-like
Exons: 14
Coding region: 20-1621 (533 amino acids)
Biological process (GO): transmembrane transport
Cellular component (GO): plasmodesma; plasma membrane
Molecular function (GO): transmembrane transporter activity
Source: RefSeq, a predicted model, not a curated record